AUGGCUGUGGAAAAUGACUCUUCAGUGACGGAGUUUAUUUUCAUGGGAUUAACAGAUCAACCUGAGCUCCAGCUGCCCCUGUUUUUUCUUCUCUGGGUGAACUACAUGGUCACCGUGGUGGGAAACUUGAGCUUAAUUAAUCUAAUUUUCCUGAAUUCACACCUUCACACCCCCAUGUACUUUUUCAUCUUCAAUCUGUCCUUCAUUGAUCUCUGUUAUUCAUUUGUCCUUACCCCCAAAAUGCUGGUGAGCUUUAUUUCGAAGAGGAACAUCAUCUCCUUUACAGGAUGCAUGACUCAGCUAUUUUUCUUCUGCUUUUUUGUCAACUCUGAGUGCUACGUGCUGACAGCCAUGGCCUAUGAUCGCUAUGUGGGCAUCUGUAAGCCCCUGCUGUACACAGUGGCCAUGUCCCCUCAGAGCUGUUCUCUGCUGAUGUUUGGCUCAUACCUGAUGGGGUUUGCUGGUGCCAUGGUGCACACAGGGUGUAUGAUCAGGCUCACCUUUUGUGAUUCCAACAUCAUCAACCAUUAUAUGUGUGACAUCUUCCCUCUCCUCCAGCUCUCCUGCAGCAGCACCCAUGCCAAUGAGCUGGUGAGUUCUAUUAUUGUGGGCACAGUUGUUUUAGUGUCUAGCCUCAUUAUCAUCAUCUCUUAUGCUUUGAUUCUUUUCAAUAUCCUUCACAUGUCCUCAGCUAAGGGUUGGUCCAAAGCCAUCAGCACCUGUGCCUCCCACAUAGUAACAGUUGGGCUCUUUUAUGGAUUUGGGCUGCUCACUCAUGUUAAGCCAUCAUCCGCUGGGUCUAUGGGCCAGGAGAAACUUUUUUCAGUGUUUUGCACCAAUGUGGUUCCCAUGUUGAACCCUCUCAUUUAUAGCCUGAGGAACAAAGAUGUCAAACUUGUUCUGAAGAAAACCCUGAAGAAAAUCAGAAACUGA
Propithecus coquereli (Coquerel's sifaka) is the source of this 933-nucleotide messenger RNA. Its product is annotated as olfactory receptor 143-like. Gene Ontology annotation, cellular component: membrane. The transcript has a single exon. NCBI's taxonomy places the organism in Eukaryota, Metazoa, Chordata, Mammalia, Primates, Indriidae. The record is from RefSeq and is a predicted model, not a curated record. Gene Ontology annotation, biological process: G protein-coupled receptor signaling pathway; sensory perception of smell. The coding region runs from base 1 to 933 and encodes 310 amino acids. Gene Ontology annotation, molecular function: odorant binding; olfactory receptor activity; G protein-coupled receptor activity.